Messenger RNA from Anisakis simplex (herring worm), 1053 nucleotides. The record is from the annotation of a GenBank genome assembly. Lineage: Eukaryota; Metazoa; Nematoda; Chromadorea; Rhabditida; Anisakidae.
AUGGAGGAACCCAUGGAUACUGGAGAAAGCGAUAACGUUUCCAGUAAAGACUUUGAGCGAUUGUAUGAAUGCGAAGUGAAGGAUGAUGAAAAAUCGUUGCAAAAUGAUAGUUUGACGAUCGUUUUCGAUACUUGCGUGCUAAUUAGCUCACCGCGUAUUAUUUUCAAAUGCAUUAAAGCGUCCCACUAUGUGGUCAUUCCAUAUAAAGUUAUCGAAGAAUUGGAUCAUCUCAAGAAACUGGAUGAUGAUUCAAAGCAGUCAAGUGCUGCUGCGGCGAAUGCGCAUUUAUAUGAUCUAAUGAAGAUGAACAAUAAUUUCGUCAUAUUUGAAUCGUCAUUUGAGCAGUUAACUGAUAUAAUUGAACCCGAUCAAAAUGACAAUAAUGAAACGCUAUCAGAUUUCGAAGAACAACAACAAACUGAUGCUGCCGAAAUAGAUCUCAAUGGAGAUCAUUCGUGUGCUGAUCAAUUAAAUACGCCUCAUCAAAGUGAAAUCGCUACUGACUUUGAAGAAAUGAGAGAAUCUACAGCGAACGAAUCGUUAAGUGCGCUGGAAUCGUUCAGUUUCGUUUUCGAUCGUUCACCAUCAACAUCGACAGCAUUGAAAGUAUUGGAUGAUGCAGCCAAAACAGCUCCGAGCGUUUUCGAUUGGAGGAGGAGACGAUGUGAUGAUAAACCGAAAAUGAGCGAAGAACCGAAAAUGAGUGAAGAAAUGCGCGAAUUGUUGGACUGUUGUGAGCAUGUUGUGCAAAUGAUAAUGACGCAGCGAACAAGGAUAAUAAGUAAGGAUAACAGUUGCUUCCAAACGAACAAUGACCGAUCUUCGAUACACCAACAGAACGUUCGAAUGCUUCUCGAUUCAAUUCAUGCUGUUCAAGCACAUCGAAUUGGGUCUGUGCGGCGAUUGUUGGACCAAAUUGAACAUUUGGCACCUUUAUACUUGGACAAACAGAUUUCUUUCAAUAAAAGUGACGUCGAAAAGGAAUAUCCGUUGGUGUGGCGACAAGUGAAUAGACGUUUAACUCGUCUUAAAACUUGCUUGUCAAGGUAUUGA